AAACCAAACCACCGUGAUAUCUCAUCGCGUUGCCGAAAGUGCUACACAGCAUACCGCAUACACGAUGACGAGCCCCACGCUCGCGCGCAAGGCCAAGCUCAAGAACCACCUCGUCUCCGCGAAGGCCAAGCUCCGGCAGCACGUCACCCUCCGCCGCAUCGUCCUCGUCGCCGCCGCAUCCGCCGCGGCCUUCAUUCUCCUCCUCACCGUCCGCACCCUCUCCGCCUCGCACGCCAGAUCACCAGGCGCCGCCUCGUCCACCACCUCCCCGCCCGAGGCCGUACGGCGCAACACGCAGCAGCAGCAGGGCGGGUGCGCGAAGCUGCCUGGGCCAGUCGCCGAGGCGCUGGUUCACUACGCGACCGCCAACGCGACGCUGCCGCAGACUGCGGCCGAGGUCGGGGUGACCGCGCGCCUGCUGGCGCGGCGCGCGCCGUGCAACCUCCUGGUGUUCGGCGGCCUCAGCCCCGACAGCGCGCUCUGGGCGGCGCUCAACCACGGCGGACGCACCGCCUUCCUCGAGGAGGACGCCGCCCUGAUCGCCGAAGUUGGCGCUCGUCACCCGGGCCUCGGCCUCGAGUCCCACCAGGUCGCCUACCAGACCACGCUCGCCGACGCCGACGAGCUCCUCGGCCUCCGUGGCUCCCCGGACUGCACUGCCUCUCCGCCCAAGGAUCAUCCACUCUCGCCGGACCACUUCGAGGGAUCCCCAUGCAAGCUCGCCAUGCGUGGGCUGCCGGCAGCGUUCUAUGAGACGGAGUGGGACGUGAUCAUGGUGGACGCGCCUACGGGGUGGGUGCCAGAGGCGCCAGGGAGGGUGGGCGGCGCGAUAUACAUGGCCGGAAUGGCGGCGCGGGCGCGGCGGCCGGGAAAUGGCGAGACGGAAGUGUUGGUGCACGACGUGGACAGAACGGUGGAGGACAGCUUCUCCAGGGCGUUCCUGUGCGCAGGCUACCUCGAGGAGGAGGUCGGCAGGCUCAGGCGCUUCGCCGUCCCGAGCCACAGGGAAAAGGAAGGCCUGCCAUUUUGCCCUUGAGAGCAAAAUAUACAACUACAACUAUACUACUGUGUUUGUAGGAUUUAGAACCAAAAGGAUCUGCAACAUGUCAAUUCCAAGAUUCUUGAUUUCUUUUUGUUGCCCUGAGACGGACAAGAAUGUUACGAUUUUCUUUUGAUUCAUUUUCAGUUAUAAACAUGGGAAGAGGGGAUCUGUUGUUUUCGAACUCCAGGAUGAACACUCCCUGUGACAUUAAUCUGUGUGAAUUCUUUCCUGAAUUUCA
Molecule: messenger RNA, 1280 nt
Organism: Triticum dicoccoides
Lineage: Eukaryota; Viridiplantae; Streptophyta; Magnoliopsida; Poales; Poaceae
Product: glucuronoxylan 4-O-methyltransferase 2-like
Exons: 1
Coding region: 65-1036 (323 amino acids)
Biological process (GO): xylan biosynthetic process
Source: RefSeq, a predicted model, not a curated record